UCUUCUCAAGAGCCUGCAAAAUCUCUUCACUCUUACUAUACACUAUGCAAUAACAUCUAAUUUUUUUUUUUUCUUCUAUUUUUAUUCAUAAAAAAAAAUCUCAAAAAAAUUUCAUCAAUGGCGCUUCGGAAACUCUUUACAAAGCGUCUUUUCGACGGCGUCAAAUCUCUGACGCCGUCCUCAACAACAUUAGAACAAACCAUAGUUCCUCCAAACGCUUCUAAAGCAAAUUUCCAUCGUGAGUAUCUCUCAUCACCGGAAACCAAAAACAGAAACUAUUUCCGCCGUUUUCUUCCCCGGCGAGCUGUGCAUCACUCCGGCACGGUGAGCCUCCCGGAGUUUCUCUCACUCCCUGUCGGAGAAAAACUCAGGGAAAAACUCAAAGGCAUUAACACCGGUGAUCGUUUCCUUGAUCUCAAUUUUGCACCGGCGCCGGAAAAGGCAACAUCGCCGGCGAAGUUCACGGUGGAGGAUGCGAGGAAGAUUCUGAAAGCAUCGCAAAUGGAGAAGUUGAAGAGGAAACUGAGAGAGGUUUCGGAGAAUUCAGUUAGUUACGGUGAGUUUUUGAGGAUCUGCGUUGAAUCGUGUGAGAAUCAUGAACAAGGUGUUGAGUUUGCAAAGAUAUUGGAUGAAUCUGGAAACGUCAUCGUUUUGGGGAAUGUUGUUUUUCUCCGGCCAGAACAGGUUGCAAAAUCAAUUGAGAGCAUAAUGUAUCAAUCAAUAGCUAGUCCUAAUGACCCAAGGAGGAAGGAGCUAGAGAAUAUGGAGAAGCAAAAAGCAAUGAUUGAUGGCAAGGCAAAAGCUCAAGUUCAGACUGAGCUUUACUGUGGAUUGGGAUUUUUAACAAUCCAAACACUUGGGUUCAUGAGACUCACAUUUUGGGAGCUAAGUUGGGAUGUUAUGGAACCAGUAUGUUUCUUUGUUACUUCCCUGCACUUUGCUUUUGCAUACCUAUUCUUCAUAAGGACUUCAACUGAGCCAACAUUUCAAGGCUAUUUCCAUCGUCGUUUCAUGUCUAAACAAGAGCGUCUUAUGAAGACAUACAACUUUGAUGCAAAUAGGUAUAAUGAGCUUUGCAAAGCUUGUUAUCCAAGUAAUCAUGUUGGUGUUGGUGCAAAUGCAAAAGCUGAAACAUUUUCUCCACCUAUCCGCCAUGUUGAAGAGACACUUCUAAGGGCAUAACAUCGUUGAAGAAUCAUAUCUUCAUCAAUGUUUAAUUAGUAUUUUUAGAUAAUCGAUGAGCCAAAUGCAACCCUUUUUUCCAGAACAUAUUGGUUCAUGUACUUAUGUAGAGAACCCGUGUUUGGAUUUUUAAGCGGUGUUUGACUAACUAAUAAUUAAUAAUUAAUCUUUUUUGAUAA
This is a messenger RNA of Medicago truncatula (barrel medic), 1361 nucleotides long. Its product is annotated as calcium uniporter protein 4, mitochondrial. The coding region runs from base 118 to 1182 and encodes 354 amino acids. Lineage: Eukaryota; Viridiplantae; Streptophyta; Magnoliopsida; Fabales; Fabaceae. Gene Ontology annotation, cellular component: uniplex complex. The record is from RefSeq and is a predicted model, not a curated record. Gene Ontology annotation, biological process: mitochondrial calcium ion homeostasis; calcium import into the mitochondrion. The transcript is spliced from 2 exons. Gene Ontology annotation, molecular function: calcium channel activity; uniporter activity.